AUGGCAGCCCUGCAGCCAUUGAUGCUCUUGCUCCUCGCAGCCCUUGUCCUGGGAGAGUACAGUUCCUCGACCGACGAAUCUUCGGACAGCGCCUCGAACGCCAUAACCGGCACCAAGUGCGACAAGAAUCCGCUGGGCGAGCUCACCUUUCAGCUGAGCGGCAGCAGCCUCCAUUGGCCCUGCGACUCCACCAAGAACAUUUACGUACAGUCUGGGAGGUAUGUGCCCCGCAACGUGAUCGUGACCCGGGCCCAGCUACAGCGGGACUCCGCCUUCGUGGCCCUCCCCCGGUACAAGCAGGGCGUUCCCUUCACCCUCGGCAAGGUCAACCUGAAGAAGGGCGAGUGCCUCACAAAGAUCGCCCCGUACCCCUGCUGGGCCAUCCAGGAGGAGGGCAACUGCCAGGCACUCCAGUCCGUGGUGGACAUAGCUGUGGAUCAGAAUGGACUCCUCUGGGCGCUGGACGUGGGCAUUGUAAACACCCUGGAGCAGCCCAUCCGGCGCUGCAGCCCCAAGAUCGUGGCCAUCAACACGGCCAACAACAAGGUGGUCAAGAGCAUCGACCUCAGCGACCUGGUCACCUCCGAAAGCCGCCUGCAGUUCAUCGUGGUGGACUACUCCAAAGACAACAAGCCUUUCGUCUACGUUGCCGAUGCCGGAGCCCGUAGCAUCCUGGUUUACGACAUCACUGGAAACAAGUCGUACCGCAUCGUCCUGCCCAAGGCCACCGCCCCCACCAACGAUGUCCUGUACGUGGCGCUGACCGCCAAGCCGGACGGAACCUCCACCCUCUUCUUCAGCUACCUGAGCUCCCCCCGGCUCUACUCGAUCAAGGGAGAGUACCUGCGGGUGGGGCAGGGCGCGGGCUCCAUCAUCGACGUGGGCCCUAAGCCCUACGGCAAGCAGGCAGUACUCCUGGGGGCCGAUGGGGGCACCUCUCUCUUCUUCCGAUACAAGGGCGAGAACGACAUCUAUCUCUGGGACUCGGAGACGUGCUUCAAGGCCUCCAACCUGCAGGAGGUCCAGAGGGGUGGCGACUGCAGACUGUCCACCCAGGUCCUCCCGGGUCACAAGCGCUUCAUGUGGGCCCUGGAGAGCAACUUCCAUGACUUUAUCUCCGACAAGACGGGGUGCAACGGGGCCUCCAUCGUCCUGCAUCCAGUCGUCCGGGAGUGUGAUGACUAA
Drosophila bipectinata is the source of this 1185-nucleotide messenger RNA. It is a transcript of the gene yellow-g, whose product is annotated as L-dopachrome tautomerase yellow-g. Gene Ontology annotation, cellular component: extracellular region. Lineage: Eukaryota; Metazoa; Arthropoda; Insecta; Diptera; Drosophilidae. The record is from RefSeq and is a predicted model, not a curated record.